GCCCCGCCCGGCGCUGCCACAUCCUCCGCUGACAUCAGCCCGCGCCGCCAUAUUGAGCCGCCGCCGCCGCCGCCAGCGCGGCCGCCCCGGAACCGGCCCGCUCCCCAUGACUGCCCCCGGCCGGGGCGCGUAGGGCGGAGCGGCUCCAGCCCGGCCCGUCCCCUCCCCGAGCCGCCGCCGAGCCCCGCUGUCUCCCCGCCACCAUGACUUCCCUGACCCAGCGCAGCUCCGGGCUGGUGCAGCGCCGGACCGAGGCCUCCCGCAGCGCCGCCGCCGCCGAUAAGGAGCGGGGCGCCGGCGGCGGCCCCGAGGAUGAAGGGCGCCGGGACGAGUCCGGCGACGACGAGAAGGGCGAUUCCAAGGAAACGCGGCUCACCCUCAUGGAGGAGGUGCUGCUGCUGGGCCUCAAGGACCGUGAGGGUUACACAUCGUUCUGGAAUGAUUGCAUCUCCUCGGGAUUGCGUGGCUGUAUGUUAAUUGAAUUGGCAUUGCGGGGGCGUCUCCAGCUGGAGGCCUGUGGAAUGAGGCGCAAAAGUCUGCUAACAAGAAAGGUGAUUUGCAAGUCAGAUGCUCCUACAGGGGAUGUUCUGCUUGAUGAAGCUCUGAAACACAUAAAAGAGACCCAGCCUCCUGAAACAGUACAAAAUUGGAUUGAACUGCUUAGUGGUGAAACAUGGAACCCACUGAAGUUGCACUACCAACUACGAAAUGUCCGUGAGCGGUUAGCUAAAAAUCUAGUGGAAAAAGGUGUACUGACAACAGAGAAACAGAACUUCCUUCUUUUUGACAUGACUACACACCCUCUCACCAACAACAACAUCAAACAGCGCCUCAUCAAGAAGGUUCAGGAGGCGGUUCUUGACAAGUGGGUGAACGACCCCCACCGCAUGGACAAGCGCUUGCUGGCGCUCGUGUAUUUAGCCCACGCCUCAGACGUCCUGGAGAACGCUUUUGCCCCCCUCCUGGAUGAGCAGUAUGAUUUAGCCACAAAGAGAGUGCGGCAGCUCCUGGAUUUAGACCCUGAGGUUGAAUGUAUGAAAACCAACACAAAUGAGGUUCUGUGGGCUGUUGUAGCAGCUUUCACAAAGUAACUGCAUUCAGACUGAAGUGUUCUCUCUUCUUUCAUGUAAACCAGUUUUUUCUCUUUUAUUGACUAUUCAUGUUUUCUGUAAUUUGUACUUUCUCACAUGAUGAAUCGGCUUUUGUUUAAUGGGAAUUAUAAGUGGUGUAUUCCCUACUUCUCUAUCUGUAGACAGGAUUCUGCUGGUACAAGAGACUUUCCUGUUUAAAACAACAGAAGAAGGGUGAACUGCCAUAUUGGCAUUCCAUUUCCUAUUCAGUUUGAGUUACCUUAAAUACUUUGUUUAAUUUUUCACCUCAUUGUUACUGAAGUGGUUUGUCACCAAAGCUCCAUGUUGAAGUGUCUGUCAGGACAUUUUGUACACAGAUAUUUUCAAUUACAUAUAACAAAAUUACUUAAAAAGCAGAAAUGCCAUUAAGCAGCUUUGUCAAUAGUUCCUGUAAAAUGCCCCAUACAUUUUAAUUUUCAUGCAGGUCUCUUGUGUACUUAUAUUUUCAUUAGAAUGAUAGCUGAGUCAUAAGGCUAGUAUAGAAAGGUCCAAUUGUUUCAUAAACCAGUUUUGGGAGGGGAUACAUUCCAUUAUAUUGUGUAUAUAUAGUUCAAAUUGUAUAUUAACAACUGCCCCGUCUUAGUAUUUUGCAAGAUCUACUUACUUGUACACCUGGUGCCCCUUAUUUGCUGUCAGCCAUUGCCAUCUGAUACAAAGAAAGGCCUCCUGCAGAGGUCCUGUGUGUGAAAGCUGUUUGUUUCCAGAGUCUCUGGAGUUUGCCAUCCGGGUAUUCUCAGUCUAUGCAUUGCCUUUGAAAAUUAGUGAUUGGAAAGAGACUGCUUUCUAUCAUUGGUACUUUUUUUUCUUUCCCUCCACUUCUGUAUGGAAAAGACUCAUGACCAGUACAAUUCUUGAGUGCAGUUUUUGGUUCUGUACACAAAUUAAUGUUUGUCUCAUAAACCUUAAACUACUUUACACUGCAAAAACAAAAAGUCAGUCCUAGCAGGUGUUGCAUGUAAAUGGUUAGCAAGUAAUGGCAGCAGUUCAGAGAAUUCAAAUUUCUGUAAUGGGAUGCUCUGCUAUAUUUUAAUUUUUAUAUAUACAAUUAUGCUGAUUAGCACACUAUUGUAAAAAAACCCAAAACUUAUAUAAACCCUGGCUUUUUAAAAUUUAUUGCCUCUUUGCCACUGCUUGUUAUUUCCCAAUGGUUUCACAGUGUAAAUAUUAUGCAUUGAAAAAAUUAAACAUUGAUUUCUAUACUUUUUUCAUCAUACCAAUGCAGAUUUAUAGUGGGGCUUGCAGGUGUUUAGAAACCUUUUGGUUAAUAUUCAGAACCAGAAUACUAGAUGGUGUAUAACUGUAGAGUUGAAAUUUAAGAGAUCCCUUAAUCUGUAUACUAGCUUUUUACCUACAGUAAAUAAACUAUGAUCUUGAAAGUGCCUGAAACAGAGUAAGCAUGUCACUUAUAUCUUUUUGUUGCUAAUUAGAAAGGUUUUAUUGCCUAACUGAAAGCUUUAGUUUAUAUCCUUCUUAUUGGAAAGGGAGAAUUUAUAUUAAGUAGUUCAAACUGACUUAAUCAGUGGUGUUGCUUGGAUCUGCAGGAUUCAUUGCUGGGACAGGCUGAAUUAAUUUGGGGAGUGUGCAACUGUGCCUGCCCUAGGUAGACCUCUUCAGUCUUGAGCACAGCUCUACAGCCUCAUCUGUGACUGGACUUCCAAUUUUUGCACUUCAUUUGCAAUCAUUGAGAUGCUUAAGUAGUUGACUUUAAAAUACAACUUAAAUUCAUUAUACCUCUAUAACCUUUUUUAAGAAAGGUUUUUAAAAAUAUGGUCCUUGACAUUUAAUGGCACGCUGUUCUUUCAGUUCUUAAUGCUAUUUCUUUAGACAAAUGAAAUUAAAAGUAUAUUGUAUUUCAAACUCUGGUUUACAAAUAAAAAGACAAACAGUGUUCUCUCACUUGUAAGAUGCUGUGUUGAAAACUUUGAGUGGCUUGGGCAUGAACUUGGAACAUCGUCUUUUAAACAUUUCAACCUGUGGUUGCUUUUAAGUGGAAGGAAAAUGAAAAUUGCUGUGUUGCUCUUAUAUUUGACAGCUUAUGGAAUACUUUCUGUAUACUUGGUAGUAGAUGCAGCUCACAGCUUUCAUUGUCUCUCAUGUGAUCUGUUUUCUCAUUUUCUGUUGCUCUUUGAGAGAAGGAAAAAGUAAUUAGGCAGAAGGGUCAGAAAAAUGGUGGAGUAUGCAGGAGCAAGUUAUGUGUACAAAGCUUUUUAAAUGGCUUUGAAAAUCUAAGCUACUUGAAGCAUGCUUCAGACUGAAAGUAACUUUCACAGUCCUUUUUCUGGCCUCUCCAUUCUGUGAGUAUUUUCCAUUUCCCUGGUGGUUUCAUGUUUGGUUGGGGGGGAUAUGGGAGUUUUAUCACCCUUAUGGUCUACAUGGUUUAGAAUAAAUCUAUGGUUUAGAAUCCUUUUUUAAUCCCCCCCUUGAAAGAUGAUUUGGUUUGGGUUUUUUGUUGGGUUUUUUUUUUCACAAAGAGGAUAACUGCACACAGUAUUUAUCAGCUUUAUUUUGCUUAGAUAGGACUUCUGACCACGAUGGGGAGAGUCUGUGCUGGACACGUCAAAGAAAUUGGAUAAGUGAGGAAGGGUUUGGGAAGAGCAACAGUGUCUUUUGCUGGACCACCUGGUGUAAAUCUGGAUGUGCAGGGGAAAUAGAUGAGCUUUUGGAGUCCUGAGUCCUAAAAUUGUGCUUCAGAAAGCCCAAAAGCUCCAGGAAGGUAAGUUUGGUAGGUUAACAGGAACUGAUUUGGCUGAUGUCGUUGCCUUUGUUGCUAUUUCAGGUUUUAAAAAAAUGGUUAAACAUGGGAGACUGUGUUGGUGAGAUUCAGGUACCCUUCUACCUGUGGGCUGCUACUGCAGCUCAUGGAGACCUACCUGGUUUCCAGACAGUUGUGUCUGCUCCAAACCCUCAACUCUCAGUGGCUGCUUCAAGUGAAGACUCUUAUCCAAAGCCUGAACUUGAACAUGUGCCUCAAGGAACAGCAUGUAUUAUUCAGGGACACAUUCUUUUAAAACAAACUUUCAAGUCAAAACCAGGAUUUUGAAAGUUAAAUCACCAAGCAGUGUAUAUAUAUACACAUACACACACACACACAUUUUCACAGUCCUUGAGAUUGAUAUCGUCCUCUCCUGUGUUUCUAGAGCUGGCAUUACAGUUACAUGGACUGGUAGUGAAACGUGUACCAUAAAUGAUGCUUUUGAGGCAAAAUUUGCAUAAGUGGCGGUAAAAGGCUGCUGACUGUGUGCUCGUGUGUUCAUGCCCAUUUUUCCUACAAGGUGAAGAUAUGUAUUAACUGAUGUGUUCUCUGUGAACUGGACUGAAUCUGUACUGUAACAAAAUAAAGCACUCUUUCAUGUUA
This is a messenger RNA of Motacilla alba alba, 4485 nucleotides long. It is a transcript of the gene GOLPH3, whose product is annotated as golgi phosphoprotein 3. NCBI's taxonomy places the organism in Eukaryota, Metazoa, Chordata, Aves, Passeriformes, Motacillidae. The coding region runs from base 204 to 1091 and encodes 295 amino acids. Gene Ontology annotation, molecular function: phosphatidylinositol-4-phosphate binding. The record is from RefSeq and is a predicted model, not a curated record. Gene Ontology annotation, biological process: Golgi to plasma membrane protein transport; Golgi vesicle budding; Golgi organization. The transcript has 4 exons. Gene Ontology annotation, cellular component: Golgi cisterna; cytosol; trans-Golgi network.